This is a messenger RNA of Diabrotica virgifera virgifera (western corn rootworm), 552 nucleotides long. RefSeq names its product protein Vhl. NCBI's taxonomy places the organism in Eukaryota, Metazoa, Arthropoda, Insecta, Coleoptera, Chrysomelidae. The record is from RefSeq and is a predicted model, not a curated record. The transcript has a single exon. Bases 1 to 552 code for a protein of 183 amino acids.
AUGAGUUUUGAAGUGCUGGUACAGGCGGGAGAAUUUGAAGAAAAUGAAGAUGAGAGAUUUCAAAUAGCUGAAGAAAAUCAUAGAUCGGGAAACACAGGAACGAGUGCCUUUGUAAGAUUUAUAAAUACCACAGAUAGGGACGUAGACAUAGUCUGGAUAAAUUAUAGUGGAAAAUAUAUUAGGUACAGAAAGUUAAGUAAAGACAAUUUUCUUGAUGUAAAUACCUAUAACACUCAUCCCUGGGUGGCAUUUGAUUACCAUACAAAGGAUAGACUUCAUAUAGAAAAAGAAUUUGUGUUUUUUCCAAAGACUUUAAGAGAAUAUUGGAGAGUUCAUCCUGAAAAAGUAUUUCCCAUAGAUGAAGCUAGAAUUCCAGCAUAUAUUACGGUUCCUAUGUAUAGUUUAAAAUAUUCUGCACUGUUAGCUGUUAGGAAUACACUGAAGAGUUGUAAAGAUGCUGAAGUUUUAGAAUUACCUAGAGAGUUGAUCGAAGAUUUAAAAAGGGUUAUUAAAUUGAGGAACAAUUUACUAUAUACUUUUAGCAGUUCUUAA